AUGCCAACCCAUGCACCUGCUACGCCGUUUGGUCCUCACACCUCCGAAAUAGCUAUCACUCAACCCAAUGUCGCGUGCCCUGCUCCAUUGACACCACCUCCGGAGAAUGACGGAAAUGAGACCUCGAGGCGUCUAGUGACGCCGCAGACACUCAAUAGCGGGCAUGUUUUCAACCGGCGACAAGUCGGCGACAACACCGCUGCCGGUAUGGCCCAGAUGCAAGAAGAGACUUUGUAUACCACCCCGCCAAGUUUCGAUGAGAAAAUCCACGCGGACGGCACCAGCGCGACAUCUAUGAUAGAUGGUGUUGAUGAUGACAUGAGCCUAAGUGAGCGCAUUGAGGACGACGGCGAUCGGGAAACAGACGGAUUUGAUGCGACAUCGGGCACACCCAUCGUAUCGCAAGGCAAUGCCCGUCAAGUGUUGUCUGAGAUGAGAGCCACAGAGGAUGAGACAGGACCAGUAUGCGGCAAGAGUGGCCUGGGCACAUCAUCGCCUCCGCUGAUCUCGUCCGCGAACAAUCGAACUGGAGGCUUUCCUCGAGCUGGGGAAACCCCCGGCAGGCCAGCGAUUGAUCAAGAACUAGACUGGUCGAAUAACGAUUUGAAGGAAUGGGACUUUUCUCAUCGGCAACUUCGACCGCAAUAUCCAUCGGCCACAUUCCAACCGUAUUCCAAGUUCAAAGGCACGCAACAGUCAGACCGACAGAUUUACAAUGUGGAAGUGACCAUUUUGACCGUGGACAUUGAACAAUGCAGCAUGUCGGGAUACCUUCAGAUAUGCGGCCUGACACCAGAUCAUCCCACAUUGACCACCUUCUUCACCGGCGAGAUCAUCGGCGGCCCAAACCAGAAGUAUAGCUUCAGGACCCGGGAUCCCGCAUGGGGCGCGAGCGACAAGACGGACCUGACGCACUGGGCUCGGUUUCCUGCAUGGAGACCACUCAGUUUGCACGCGAAGCGCAACAUCAACUUUGUCUAUCCCAUGAACCACGAGAACUGGUGGCAACAAGACUACAUCUUCAUGAGAUGGAAGGAGCACUUUCUGGUCCCCGACUACAAGUUGAAAUCCAUCCAGGGAGCCAGUUUCGAAGGGUUCUACUACAUCUGUUUUAAUCAGAUUGAGGGGAGAGUCAUAACAUCGCAGACGGCGAUCAAUGGUGCAUCCCACGAUCCCGACUCGCGCAACUUCGGGGCCCCUUCAGGUCUGUCGAUCCAUCCGAGUGAGACCUCGAGAUCGGCACUCUCCACGCCCCGAGACUCAGUCAACCACAACGCCAGGUCGCGGCAGAACCGACCCUUGUCUCUAGCAGAUCAUUAUAACCUGCCUCUGCAGCCGCCGAAGCCGUGGAAGAGCAAAGACAGGACGUGGACAUACACCCAGUUGCAGCGAGAGAGGUAUGAGUUCUUCGAGACCAGAGUCACAGGGAUCCCCGAAAUCUGGCAUGGCUUGAAGCAGGUGAUUGAAUGUCUGCACGAAGGUGAUCUGGCCGACGCCCAGGGGAUCCUCGAUGCCCUCUCGGUGACACUCCCCACGGGGAAACUCGAGGAGGGGGCAUAUGAUGAGCACGGAAACCUGUACAAGAUACCCCAAGCCGUCAUCUCAGACCCCAUCGACGUGAUCGAGGACCACACAGACAUGGACUCCCAGACCGUCAACGGGACUAACGAUAUCGACCCCAUUGCAGCCAAGCUAGAGGCAGCAGAGGGUGGCGGCAAUCUAGACGGCAACAAGGACGGAUCCAACGAAGAAAAGGUCAAGGAAGCAAAGGGCAAAGCACCCGUGCCAAAGGACGCUGUUAAAGUUAGAUGCCGGCUUAGCGAUCGCGGAGACCCUGAUGUGGUUGUUCUGUUGGGUAAAAGCCAGAGGGUGAGCGCACUGGUUCAGAGGAUCCGGGACGAAACAGACGUUCCCAGCAAAGCCAAGAUACGCAUCGCAUAUCUGGGCAAGAUUUUGGACGAAAAGCUGACCUUGGAAGAACAAGGCUGGAAGGAAGGCCAUGUGGUCAAUGCUCUUGUGGUGGGGGUAUACAGUUGA
This is a messenger RNA of Fonsecaea nubica, 2037 nucleotides long. RefSeq lists its product as hypothetical. Gene Ontology annotation, biological process: negative regulation of gluconeogenesis; proteasome-mediated ubiquitin-dependent protein catabolic process; protein targeting to vacuole. Lineage: Eukaryota; Fungi; Ascomycota; Eurotiomycetes; Chaetothyriales; Herpotrichiellaceae. Gene Ontology annotation, cellular component: GID complex; extrinsic component of membrane. The transcript has 3 exons. The record is from RefSeq and is a predicted model, not a curated record. The coding region runs from base 1 to 2037 and encodes 678 amino acids. Gene Ontology annotation, molecular function: protein binding.